AUGUGGUAUACACAAAUGGUAUCUUAUGAUGUUUAUGUACCAUUGCUAUUGAGGCUUGCAAAUGAUGUGGAGGAAAAUCCAGGCCCAAUUAAUAUCUAUGAUAUUGUUGAUCAUAGUUUUACGGUUCGAGCAGAUUUCAACCAAGGUAAUAUAUCCAUGUUUGGCAUAAAUGCUGGAAAACAAUGUGUUGCCAUGUCAAUUUAUGCUAUUGUAUACAAUGAAAUAAAAUCUGUUAAUAUUUGGGAUACACCACUGAUGAACAUGCUUCUAGUUAAUGCAAACAAUCUUUAUGCCAUAAUUAGUCAGCACAUUCAGAAAGAUUUCUUGCUGCUCACUGAUGUUCCUGAAAUAUUGUCUAUCAACAAUGAUACUUUUAAUUUGGAGUACAGUGACUCUUUUUCCGGAGCAUUAUGGAUGGAAUACAACAAUGAACCAUAUGUUACACUUGAACAUGCCUUUCAUGAAGUAUUUGAUGCUGGUAAUUAUAAAGCAUGUUUACUUACUAUUCGAGCAAACACUGUUGCAGUUUUAAUGCCUUUCCCAGAUGUAUUUAAAGUUUUUGAUUCUCAUUCACGAGAUAUGCAUGGAAUGCCAGCAGCAAUGGGUUAUAGUGUUUUAGUUUCUAUUGAAGGAAUUCAAAACCUUAUACAUUUUUUUCACAACACUAACAGUUGUAAGGGUGUGAAAUGUCAUAGAAACAUUUCAUUGUCAAAUAGUUUGGAUAACACAGAGAAUGACACAACAUCAAAUAACCAUGAACAACAACGAAAACAACAAGAGACUGUUGUAGAAAGAGAAAACAGACUUGAAAAGCUAAGAGAGAAGCAAAGAGAGAAAAGACAGCAAGAAUCUGUUGUAGAGUGGGAAAAUAGACUUGCAAAGCAAAGAGAGAGAAGAAAACAGGCAAAACAACAAGAAACUGUUUCAGAGAGAGAGAAUAGACUUGCAAAGCGAGGAGAGAAAAGAAAACAGACAAAACAACAAGAAACUAUUACGGAGAGAGAGAAUAGACUUGCAAAGCGAGGAGAAAAAAGAAAACAGGCAAAACAACAAGAAAGUAUUACAGAGAGAGAGAAUAGACUUGCAAAGCGAGGAGAGAAAAGAAAACAGGCAAAACAACAAGAAACUAUUACAGAGAGAGAGAAUAGACUUGCAAAGCGAGGAGAGAAAAGAAAACAGGCAAAACAACAAGAAACUAUUACAGAGAGAGAGAAUAGACUUGCAAAGCUAAGACAGAAAAGAAAACAGGCAAAACAACAAGAAACUGUUUCAGAGAGGGAAAAUAGGCUUCAAAACCAGCGAAAAGCAAGAAGGUUGAAAAGGCAAAAUGAAACUGUCGAACAAAGAGAGCAAAGACUAGCAAAAGUAAGAGCUAAUUAUAAGGAAAAUAAAAGUAGACAUUCUACAAAAAACAAACAAUCUCCUCCAUCAGGUUGUCAAGGGCCCAAUAAUGAUAACAAUAUAUCACAUAAUAGUGUAUCACAAUUAAUACAUAAAUUCCAUAAAUCUGUAUCAACAGGUCCUCUGUAUAUAUGUUCAUGCUGUGAUCAAUUAUCGUAUAAACCUAGUGUUUGUCCAGCCGAAAGACUUCGAUUAUCCAAUCCAAAUUCUACUAAACAUCUACAAGGUAUUAAAAGUGUGGAUAAUAUUGAAUGGCUGUGUUUGACAUGUGACAAACAUCUUAAAAAGGGUAAAGUGCCACCCUCUGCAAUUACAAAUGGCAUGAAGUUUCCAACAAAACCUGACUUCUUUGAUUUAAAUGAAUUAGAAUGCAGACUUAUAGCUCCAAGAUUGGCAUUUCAAAAAAUAAUGCAAGCUCCGAGAGGACGGCAACUUAAAAUUACUGGUAAUGUUGUGAAUGUACCAGCAGACAUAUGUAAUACUUUUAACAUGCUACCCAGGUUGCCACAAGAUACUGGGACUAUUAAAGUUCAAUUAAAACGUCGACUGCAAUAUAAGAGUUCUGCCUUGUCUUUGAAUGUGAGGCCUAAUAAAGUGAUGCAAGCUGCAGCUUGGUUGGUAAAUACUAGUGAACUAUAUCAAGAACAAGGAAUAACUUUUGAUCAACAUUGGUUAUCAUACUUUGAUGUUACAACACCUAACAGUGACAAUGAAAAUAUCACAGUAGUUGAUCAAACUAAUUUAACAUCAGAAGAUGAAUGGAGUGAAGACGAAGCAGAAAUUCCUGCAGGUGUAACAGACAGUAUGCUUACACCUACUGAUUUUGUAGAUGAUACUGAAAGACAACAUAUAUACAAUGUUGCACCUGGUGAAGGUAGUAGACCACUCAGUAUUUUUAGAGAUCAGUAUUCAGAGGAACUAGCUUAUCCAGGAAUAUUCUUAGGUCAAAAGCGGCCAGAUGAGAAGCACAGAUUGACUCGUGUUCAUUACAGUGAAAUAUGUAAAUCAGAACUUAGACGAUCUGAUCGAAGAGCUGCAAUGUGUAUUGAGAACAUAUUUUUUAAAACUAAAAAAAUGCAAAUGAAAUUACUGCUAGGGCAAUCUCAACUUGCUAUUCGCAAGUGUAAAAUGGGAAACAGAACACUUACUGCUGGUGAGUUAAAAACCCCAGAAGGUUUAACAAAUCUCAUUUGCCAUGAUGAAGGAUACAAAUUUUUAAGAGCUUUGAGAGGUUCCCCACCUUACUUUGAAAAAGCCAAAAAGGAUUUGUUUGCUAUGAUUCGGCAGUUAGGACCCGCAUCAUUAUUUUGUAGUUUUUCAUCUGCUGAAACAAAAUGGAAUCAUUUAUUAAGAAUCCUUGGUAAGCUUGUUGAUCACAAAGAUUAUAGUGAUGAACAAUUAGAUAAUUUAAAUUGGGAUGAAAAGUGUAGACUAAUUCAAAGUGACCCAGUAACUUGUGCAAGGCAUUUUGAUUACCAAUUUAAUACUUUCUUAAAAGAUUUUUUAAUGAGUGAAAUUGCCCCAUUAGGGAAGCUGAAAGAUUGGUUUUACAGGGUUGAAUACCAACAGAGAGGCUCUCCUCACAUCCAUAUGCUCAUAUGGCUUGAAAAUGCACCUGUAUUUGGUGUUGAUAAAGAUGAAGAUGUAGUGAAUUUCAUUGACCAAAUAAUAACUUGUAGAAAGCCUGAUAAUAAUGACACUGAAUUAUUUGAUCUUGUAAACAGACAAACUCAUGGACAUUCCCACACAUGCCGAAAAAACUCCAAAAAAGUUUUGUAG
Molecule: messenger RNA, 3180 nt
Organism: Paramuricea clavata
Lineage: Eukaryota; Metazoa; Cnidaria; Anthozoa; Malacalcyonacea; Plexauridae
Source: the annotation of a GenBank genome assembly